AUGUUCGCCCGAUUGAUUAAACGGGAAAAAAUGAAAAAUUUAGAAGCGAACACGUUGAAGACGCGACAGCAAACAGCGAAGCGGCGGGCCGACGGCGGCGGCGAUGCCGUCGAAAUCCGACGAGCGCCGACGACGAGCCGCCCACCGCGCAAACGCGCCAAAAAGUCGGACGCCAUCAAAUGGGUGUGGCCCGUCGAUGAAUAUGUCGACGAGUCGCAGCUCGAAGAGCAUCGCGGUCCGACGUCGAUCGAUUUCGACGCGCUUCUGAUGCUGUCGACGAUGCCGCGAGUCACCGACGAUCUUCGGAAUCGGUGUCCGGCGUUGCCGGUUCGCACGCGAUCAGCACCGGAGUUCACACUCGUUCUCGAUUUGGACGAGACGCUGGUGCACUGCAGCCUCUCGCCGCUCUCCGACGCCACCCUCAUUUUUCCGGUCGAUUUUCAGGAUAUGCGAUAUCAGGUCUACGUCCGCCUUCGCCCACAUCUCCAAGAGUUUUUGGAUCGCGUCUCGAAGAUUUACGAGAUUAUCUUGUUCACCGCCAGCAAGAAUGUGUACGCGAACAAGCUUGUCGAUUUUCUUGAUCCUGAUAAGUCGUACGUUCGCUAUCGGCUCUUCCGCGAACACUGCUCGUUCAUCUAUGGCAACUAUGUCAAGGAUUUGAAGAUUCUCGGAAGGGAUCUCUCGAAGACGGUGAUCAUCGACAACGCGCCGCAAUCGUUCGCUUACCAACUUGACAACGGCAUUCCGAUUGAGAGCUGGUUUGACGAUCAAAGGGACAAGGAGCUUCUGAAGCUUCUGCCGUUCCUUGAAAGAAUCCCGAAGGCGGGAUGCGACGUUCGCGAGUUGAUUCGCGACAAAUAUCGACUACGCGAGAUGAUUCCGAUAUACAGUCGACUCUAUCACGAGCAGCAGCGUCAAAUGCGGCUCGAGGAAGAGCGCCGCGAGCAGGUUGCGCGCCAGAACGAGCAGGAGAACGUGGUGCCGAAGAAGGGCAUACUAAUGAUAUCGCAUCAGCAGCAGAAUGCCGAAAACGAUCUUAUAAUGCAUCAAUUGCCAGUCCCGCAGCCGCAAAUGGUCCAAGGAUAA
This is a messenger RNA of Caenorhabditis bovis, 1086 nucleotides long. The record is from the annotation of a GenBank genome assembly. Lineage: Eukaryota; Metazoa; Nematoda; Chromadorea; Rhabditida; Rhabditidae.